Nerophis ophidion (straightnose pipefish) is the source of this 3959-nucleotide messenger RNA. RefSeq names its product kit ligand a (gene kitlga). Gene Ontology annotation, cellular component: plasma membrane. Lineage: Eukaryota; Metazoa; Chordata; Actinopteri; Syngnathiformes; Syngnathidae. The coding region runs from base 137 to 1309 and encodes 390 amino acids. Gene Ontology annotation, molecular function: zinc ion binding; nucleic acid binding; stem cell factor receptor binding. Gene Ontology annotation, biological process: positive regulation of cell population proliferation; cell adhesion. The transcript is spliced from 9 exons. The record is from RefSeq and is a predicted model, not a curated record.
CCAGGAUGCAGUCUGGUUGGCAGCAGCCCGGAGGAUCACCGAAGGAAAUUCCGAACGAUGAAAUUGGGCCAAGAGGACCUCUCAUUCAUCCUGGCGCAGCAAAUGCAGGACGCGGCAAUUCGGUGGCUCCAGCCGAAUGGUCAAGAUCCUCAUGGAGCAAUUUAUCGACGCCCUUCCGCCCAGGACCGCAGCAUGGGUGAGGUAUCACCAUCCUGCCGAUGUAAAGACAGCAGUGAUACUGGCCGAGGACCACCCAGCGGUCCACAGGGAAGCGAUGGCAAAAGCGACCGAAAGGCCCAUCCCAGCACCACGCCGACGACUCACGCCACCAGACGGAAUGGCACUGGAGCGGCGCCCUCACCUGGCCGGAGGACCUGGAAGCAUGGAGCAGGCUACCAGCGCUGUCCAGAGAGGGCUUCCCUCACUUAUGGCGCCGCAGACACCCGGGCCGGUGUGCUGGGGUUGCGGUCAACCCGGUCACGUUCGCCGGGAGUGCUCCUUGAUGGAGGUGGGGCAGGUGAUGCGGGUUGGCGGGGCACCAGCACCCGGCCCCGAUCCGGGGGAGACGUACUGUGUCCCGAUUCGGAUACUCAUCUGUGUCCAUUUACUGCUGCUGACCGCGCUCGGGGUACAUUCAAGUAAAUUUGAGGUCAACCCAGUGACAGAUGACGUCUCCAGACUCUCAAUUUUGAAACAUAAUAUUCCCAAAGACUACAAAAUUCCUGUACAAUACGUUCCAAAAGAAGAGGCCGCCAUGUGCUGGGUAAAACUCAACGUCUUCUACUUGGAGCAGAGUUUGCAGGAUUUAGCGGACAAGUUCGGGAACAUUUCAUCCAACAGAAAAGAUAUUAGCAUAUUUAUACAAAUGCUCCAAGAACUGCGGCUCAACAUGGGCAAUGUGGAGCCCGUCAUGUACGACUUUGAGUGUCACUACCGGCAAGAAAGAUGGCCCACGGAGAAAUACUUUGACUUUGUUACUGACUUCCUUACAAGUGCACAGCAUCCAGACCUCCCUGAUUACUGCGAGCCUCCCCCCUGUCCCACCACGCCAAACACCCCCACAGAAGAAUAUUUCAAAGAUCAACAAUCCCGACUGCUUCCUGAGGCUGUUGAGCGCAGUCUUUUGUCCCUGCUGCUUAUUCCCUUCCUAGCACUAAUAUUCCUGCUGGUAUGGAAGCUCAGAAGCAAAAGGAAUAUCCCGCAGAAUCUUGCAGAAGGAGAACUCUUCACGGGAGUGCAAGACACUGCAGCCACACCACAUGCUGACGUGACAGAAAAAAACCGGCUGACCGUGACUGAAACGGUUUAACCAGCUUCAGCCGGUGAGACGCCGCUCCCACACGGUCACGGCUUCUCAGUCCCCCGGCUUGGCUUUUUCUGACGGCCGUCCGCACAAAUGUUCUCCAGGUGACCCAACUGGAACUCCGCAGAGGCUUUGGACUUUUUCUCCAGACGGACGACGGCUCGGUUCCGACUGCCACGAGCAAGACCUGACUGGUUAAACCUUCUACUGUCUGGACCAGCUUGCCUUUGCUUUAAGACUGCGUUCACUUCCUGCUUUUGACAAAACCACCGAGGUUCAUAUUCCUGAGUCCGAAUACCCUCCCCCACCCCGGACUGCAGAGAUUGACGACAGAGUAUCCCCUUGAUCUCCAGCGCCCAGCCGGUCUCCUGGAAGCUUGCUCCAAUCUUCUUAUUUAUUGACAGCGCCACUGAGCUGCUACACUUGUCGGAGUUGGAGCACCUUCGGCAACGGCUUUCCUUUAUCAUACCGACUGAAGAACAUUCCAGAACAAGUGACACUUCCUGGGGCAAUGCCAAGUGACCAUGGGGGUGUGGCUUGGUUGGGUUUGCGGAUCAAGGAUGAAGACAGGAUGACGAGGACCAACCGGGACAUUAUUGACUUGGACCAGUGGAACCUCUGAGGCCAAACACAAAGCAUCAUGGGAGUAGGAAGUCACGUGUUGACUUUCUUCAUGGUGUGGAAGGCUUAGUAUUUGUAGUCCAUCUGUAUUUGGUGCUGCUGGAGUCUUCGGAAGGAAGUCAUCCAAGUACCCGUCAGAAAAGGCUCCCCAGAAAGUAGCCAAACAAGCUCAGGUGAUACAACUUUUUUGUGACCUUUUAUCCAUGGUGUUCCACCUCAGAGGUUCCGCUGUCUGAAACAUGAGGUCACAGCUUUGCAACAGAGUUGAAAUGUUUAUUUUAUUUUUUUUAAACCAGGGGUCCCCAAACAUUUUGGACUCGGGGGGGCGACGUUGGGUUGAAAGAGUAUGGCCUUGGGCCAGGCUAUCUUUGUGUGUGUGUGUGUGUGUGUGUGUGUGUGUGUGUGUGUGUGUGUGUGUGUGUAUAUAUAUAUAUAUAUACACACACACAUAUAUAUAUUUAUAUAUGUAGGUAUAUAUACACAUAUAUUUAUAUAUAAACAUUUAUACAUCUAUAUAUACAUGUAUGUAUACAUAAAUAUAUAUAUAUACCGUAUUUCCUUGAAUUGCCGCCGGGGCGCUAAUUAAUUUAAAACCUCUUCUCACUCAGGCGUUUACCAAAGACAUGCGGUAAAUUUAGGCCUGCGCUUAUAAAUUUGAGUGUGAUGUAAGGAUACCAUCAUGAAAAGCACAUUUAAUGAAAAAAAAAACGUAUUAUGGUCUUACCUUUACUUAUAAAUGAAGUCCAUGUGCAGCUCCUUCUGAUCAAAAGCAUCGAUAACUUGUUUAUAGAAGUCUUCCUUAUCUUUCUUCAGUUUUAAAAGUCUCUCUGUCUCGAUGGAGAUCUUCCUUUAUUAACUCCUGCUUCGAUUGAAAGUCCAGUUUAGAAAACUGUUUUAUUUUAGAUAUGUAAUCCUCCAUGUUAAAAGUGCAAGCGAGAGGAAAAAAUAAACGAUCGCUGCUCACUCUUGCUACUUGCUGUCACUUCUUCUGCAGCCGAGUAGUCGCAAGAAGGAUCACUAGCGCCCUCCACCACCAGGAGGCGGGAGUCAUUUAAUGACUCAUAUUUGACACACACAGCUACGAUAUAUUAAUAAAACAUAGCUGCUUACUGUUCUUUUUAGCAUAUUCAAUAGCUUGGACCUUAAAUCCUACUGAAUAGCUCUUAAUCUUCUUCCCUUUAUGCGAUUUCAAAUGAUUGAAAUCAGCCUCCUCCAUUUUGAAAAUAAUGACAGGUGAAGUGUCACUCGUGACGUGACGAGUUUGACCCGGCGGAAAUUCUAGGCAUAUGCUAAUUAUUUUGCGAAACGAGUUUGACUUGGCAGUAAUUCUAGGCAGGCGCAUACUAUAUACCUGGCAGAAAUUCAAGGAGAUACAGUAUAUAUAUAUAUAUAUAUAUAUAUAUAUAUAUAUAUAUAUAUAUAUAUAUAUAUAUAUAUAUAUACAUAUAAAAAACUCUGGACGUCCGUGGGCCAGAUUGUGGACGCUGGCGGGCCGCAUCCAGCCUGCGGGUUGUAGUUUGGGGACCCCUGCUUGAAAGCAUCACAAGGUUCGGACACAUUUGCACCGUACAAGAAAAAAUUCACCUUUAUUAGCUCAAGUCCAAUAUUAAAAACUCGUUUAGCCCAGUCAGUACUUUUGAAUAUAACAAAUGGCCGAUAAAUACAAAUGGAACAUCUUCACAUGAUGAACGUUGCCUCAAAAACCAGCCGAAGAUCAACGCAAAAAAGACCAAAAGUGUCCGACUGACGUUCCAAACAAUCCCAACAUUUAGGUCAGCCGUCAGUUGGCGCCUGAAACUUUCGUCAUAAAACGUCGUACACCUUGAAGACUUUAAGGCACUUUUUUUGGAAUGUUGCCUAUCAUUCACAAUCAACACGAGAGACAACAACACAUGUAUUUUUUAGGAUUCUAAAGAUUAAAAAAACAGCUGCAAGAGGCAACUAAUGGAAGUCCACUAUUCUGCCUUCAAAACCCGCAAAAAAAACUUUAAAACCCUCCAUAUAUAUGUAUGUGUAUAUAUAUAUAUAUAUAUAU